Nymphaea colorata (pocket water lily) is the source of this 1407-nucleotide messenger RNA. RefSeq names its product dihydrodipicolinate reductase-like protein CRR1, chloroplastic. NCBI's taxonomy places the organism in Eukaryota, Viridiplantae, Streptophyta, Magnoliopsida, Nymphaeales, Nymphaeaceae. Gene Ontology annotation, molecular function: 4-hydroxy-tetrahydrodipicolinate reductase activity. The record is from RefSeq and is a predicted model, not a curated record. Gene Ontology annotation, cellular component: chloroplast stroma. The transcript has 10 exons. Bases 144 to 1043 code for a protein of 299 amino acids.
GAGUUGAAGAAAGUGUGAUGGAACCGGUGCAUAUUAUGGUAAUUUUCUUCUGCUCGACAUGAAGCAAGGGUUGAUGCGUCGUCCUUUCUUUAUCCUUCAGCUUAUCGUUCCCUCGAAGGAGUGACUGGCAGUGUUUGCUUGAAAUGGUGGCGAUUGGUUGCCCCCUUCAAGCUUCACACUGCAAACAGCCAAAGAAAUGGAGCAGCAUUAUCUCUUCCUCUAUGGGACCGAUCAAAUCCAACAAUAUCAAGGUGGUUAUAAAUGGAGCGGCCAAAGAGAUUGGUAAAGCUGCCAUAAUUGCAGUAACUAAAGCUAGAGGAAUGGAGCUGGCUGCUGCUGUUGAUAAAGUUUUAGUAGGAGAAGAUGCUGGCACGAUCUGUAACAUGGAGGAGCCCCUGGAAAUUCCUAUUCUUAGUGAUUUGACCAUGGUUUUAGGUUCCAUUUCUCAGUCUAAUUCAAACGGCGUUGUUGUAGACUUCACUGAACCCUCUGCUGUUUAUGAGAAUGUUAAGCAGGCGACUGCCUUUGGACUGAAGAGUGUUGUUUAUGUGCCUGGGAUUAGUUUAGAUACGGUGGCAGCACUAUCAGCAUUCUGCGAGAAGGCGAGCAUGGGAUGCCUGAUAGCACCAACAUUAUCAAUUGGUUCAGUACUCCUUCAGCAAGCAGCUAUCACUGCAUCUUUCCAUUAUGAUAAUGUGGAGAUUGUUGAGUCGCGGCCACAUGCGUCGGACCUUCCAUCACUAGAUGCCCAACAAAUUGCCAACAACCUUUCUAAUCUUGGACGUCUAUACAACAGAGAUGACCUCUCAACGUGCAACUUGGCAAGAGGUCAACUCUUGGGUGAAGAUGGCAUUCGUGUUCACAGUAUGGUUCUUCCAGGUCUUCUUUCCAGCACGACAGUUCACUUCUCUGCUCCGGGAGAGGUCUACUCUGUUAGACAUGACAUAACAGAUGUCCAGAGCCUAAUGCCAGGCCUCAUCCUAGCAAUAAGGAAGGUCGUGCGGCUUAAGAAUUUGAUCUAUGGACUAGAGAAGUUUCUGUAAAGCCACGAAUGUGAGUGGAUCGGUCACUGAGAUUGAACAUGGCAGAUAUUUUUAUGGCAGCUGACAAGGCUUCACCAAGUGAAGCAGUCAUUCUCCCCCUGUUGAAAAAUGAGCUUAAUUGAAUUCAACCAUAUAAUGUGGAAUCAUUGUGACCUUCAAUUUUUUGUUGUUGAUCAUACCUUCGCUUGUCCGGCUCUCCAUUGAAAACUCUAAUGAUUUGGUCAUAUCGUCUCCCUCGAGUGCAUUACUGAUAUAAGAUGGCCAUGAUGUGAGAACUUUAUGGGAGCUGAACCCUGUAGGGAACCAGAUUCUCUCUGUCUCCACAGCUAUAUACUUGCAAUGGUACCUGACCUCUUCAAGUUCA